Molecule: messenger RNA, 892 nt
Organism: Gorilla gorilla gorilla (western lowland gorilla)
Lineage: Eukaryota; Metazoa; Chordata; Mammalia; Primates; Hominidae
Product: putative postmeiotic segregation increased 2-like protein 1
Exons: 7
Coding region: 1-657 (218 amino acids)
Biological process (GO): mismatch repair; somatic hypermutation of immunoglobulin genes
Cellular component (GO): MutLalpha complex
Molecular function (GO): mismatched DNA binding; ATP-dependent DNA damage sensor activity; ATP binding
Source: RefSeq, a predicted model, not a curated record
AUGGUUCGAAACAAAUGCAUUGUUAAAAAGGAAAAACAGCAACUGUUGCGGGGUAAUGACUUGCAGAUGACUCAGCAGGCCAAACAUCAAAGGAAUUCGGAUGGCAGCAGUACCGAACCUGCUAAGGCCAUCAAACCUAUUGAUCGGAAGUCAGUCCAUCAGAUUUGCUCUGGGCCGGUGGUACUGAGUCUAAGCACUGCAGUGAAGGAGUUAGUAGAAAACAGUCUGGAUGCUGGUGCCACUAAUAUUGAUCUAAAGCUUAAGGACUAUGGAGUGGAUCUCAUUGAAGUUUCAGACAAUGGAUGUGGGGUAGAAGAAGAAAACUUUGAAGGCUUAACUCUGAAACAUCACACAUGUAAGAUUCAAGAGUUUGCCGACCUAAGUGAGGUUGAAACUUUCGGCUUUCAGGGGGAAGCUCUGAGCUCACUGUGUGCACUGAGCGAUGUCACCAUUUCUACCUGCCACGCAUCGGCGAAGGUUGGGACUCGACUGGUGUUUGAUCACGAUGGGAAAAUCAUCCAGAAAACCCCCUACCCUCACCCCAGAGGGACCACAGUCAGCUUGAAGCAGUUAUUUUCUACACUACCUGUGCGCCAUAAGGAAUUUCAAAGGAAUAUUAAGAAGACAUGCCUGCUUCCCCUUCGCCUUCUGCCGUGAUUGUCAGUUUCCUGAGGCCUCCCCAGCCAUGCUUCCUGUACAGCCUGCAGAACUGACUCCUAGAAGGACCCCACCCCCCUCCCCCCACCCCUGCUCCUAGGAGGACAACGUGAUCACUGUAUUCAGCCCCAUCAAGAAUGGUCCAGGUUCUUCUAGAUGAUCUGCACAAAUGGUUCCUCUCCUCCUUCCUGGUGUCUGCCAUUAGCAUUGGAAUAAAGUUCCUGCUGAAAAUCCA